AUGGCGUCAGUAAUUUAUUUUCUAGACAACAAGGGCCGACCAUUGUUGUCACGAGAUUACAAGGGCGACAUCCCUGCCCAGGCUGUGGAGCGGUUCCCGUUCCUGUUGAUCAACAAUUCGUCAAACAACGGUAGUUUCGAUGACGGCUCCACGCGGCCGGUGUUGUACGACAACGGGAUCAACUAUAUCUAUUUGAUGCACAAGAAUCUUUAUGUGUUGGCAAUGACUCGCCAUGAUACCAAUGUGUUUAAUAUAAUGUGCUAUCUGAACAAUCUCAUCAAGGUUCUUGAGAGCUAUGUGAAAUCGCUGGAGGAAGAGUCGAUCAGAGACAAUUUCUCCAUAAUAUACGAGCUGUUGGACGAGAUGAUGGAUUUUGGAAUUCCGCAGAUUACAGACACAAAGAUUUUGAAAGAAUACAUCACGCAGGAGUCGUUCACGUUGGAGAAAGUCAUUGCCACUGCCACUGGUGCCAAGGGCGGAUCAUUGUCCCAGACCAGAGCCAAGCAGCCUCCUUCCACGUUGACCAACUCGGUCAACUGGAGAUCUCCUGGAAUAUUCUACAAGAAGAACGAGGCGUAUUUGGACGUUGUCGAGUGCAUUGAUAUGCUGAUCAACGCCAAGGGCCAGAUGCUCAGUUCCGAGAUCCAUGGAGCCAUCAAGUUGAAGUCGUAUCUUUCGGGGAUGCCCGAGCUUGUUUUGGGACUGAACGAUCGGUUUUUGAACGGGGGACUUGCAUCUAUCCGUGGCGAGACCGGCGAGGCCAACGGCUCGGGAAAUGCCAACGGAUCCAAGGGGAUCGAAGUGGAGGACGUGAAGUUCCACCAAUGUGUGCGGUUGUCCAAGUUUGAAGCCGACAAGAUGGUUUCCUUCAUCCCGCCCGACGGCGAGUUCGACCUGAUGAGCUACCGUGUUCAUUCCCACACGCUUCGGCCAUUGUUCCUGAUAGACUACAAAAUGAAAAACCAUUCAAACACGAGAAUAGAGAUCAUGAUCAAAGUGAAAGCAAACUACAAAAGCAAGAUCAGCGCGAACCGGUUGGAGAUCAGAAUUCCCGUUCCCGACGACGUUGACUCACCUAAAUUCCACUACAACAAGGGCUCGAUCAAGUACAUACCGAGCGAGUCUGUGGUGCUCUGGAAGUUCAAGCGCAUUGACGGAGGCAAGGAGUACGUUAUGAUUGCCGAGCUGUUGCUCCCAUCUGUGCAUGACCUGUCCAACCUGGAGACAUUUAAGAAAAAACCAGUCAACCUGAAGUUCGAGAUGCAAGGGUUUGUGACCAGUGGGCUGCAAAUCCGGUACCUCAAGAUCAACGAGCCAAAACUUAAUUACCAAAGUUAUCCAUACGUGCGGUAUAUCACGCGAAGCGGCGAUAAUUAUAGUGUUCGUGUGAAAUAA
Messenger RNA from Ogataea philodendri, 1395 nucleotides. RefSeq lists its product as uncharacterized. Gene Ontology annotation, biological process: vesicle-mediated transport; intracellular protein transport. The coding region runs from base 1 to 1395 and encodes 464 amino acids. Gene Ontology annotation, cellular component: clathrin adaptor complex; clathrin-coated vesicle. The record is from RefSeq and is a predicted model, not a curated record. Gene Ontology annotation, molecular function: clathrin-cargo adaptor activity. The transcript has a single exon. NCBI's taxonomy places the organism in Eukaryota, Fungi, Ascomycota, Pichiomycetes, Pichiales, Pichiaceae.